Molecule: messenger RNA, 4050 nt
Organism: Populus nigra (black poplar)
Lineage: Eukaryota; Viridiplantae; Streptophyta; Magnoliopsida; Malpighiales; Salicaceae
Product: lysine-specific demethylase JMJ18-like
Exons: 11
Coding region: 423-3773 (1116 amino acids)
Biological process (GO): chromatin remodeling
Cellular component (GO): nucleus
Molecular function (GO): histone H3K4me/H3K4me2/H3K4me3 demethylase activity
Source: RefSeq, a predicted model, not a curated record
UGGAUUACCAAAUUAGAGUAGGAGACUGAUUCGUAUUUCCUCAUCACAUUCAAACCUCUUCCAAUCCUUUUCAACCUUAACCGUUCUUAAAUAAAAUUAUUAUUUUAUUCUAUUUUUAAUAAAGAAAUAAAAAUUCUGUUUUGAUUUCACCUGCUUUGUCAUUCUUUUAAUUAUUAUUAUUCUCUUUCUGCCAAUCAAAUCAAAUCACAUAAAAGAAAACCCAAGUCAUUCCUUUUGCUUCUUUCAAUAAAAUCCUAGUAUUGGAUUUUAUGAGAGAAAGAAACCGUUUCUUACUUGCACAAUUGGGUUAGAAGGAAAUUAAGGGUUAGGUUUCUUCUUGUUGGAGAAGAAGAGAAGGACAUAGUUUUUCUUUCUGGGUUUUGAUUUUUGGUUAGGUUAGUUCUUUCGUUUUUUAUUAGUCAAUGGAACAGUUCAAAUCUCCUGCAUAUUCUCAUGUCAAAGAGGAUCAUUCUAUUAAGCAAUCUUGGAGAAGUGACAAUACCCCUAAGGGCCCAAGAAGUCCCCAAAAUCAAAAGGUAACAGCCAGAUGGGAUCCAGUCGAAGCUUGUAGGCCUCUCAUUGAUGAUGCUCCAGUGUUUUAUCCAACUGUUGAGGAAUUUGAAGAUACACUUGGUUAUAUAUCAAAGAUUCGUGCGAAAGCAGAGUUGUAUGGUAUAUGCCGGAUUGUCCCUCCACCUUCUUGGAGUCCACCUUGCCGCCUCAAAGAGAAAGAUAUAUGGGAACAUGCUAAAUUUUCUACAAGAAUUCAGUAUGUUGAGUUGCUUCAAAAUAGGGAGCCAAUGAGAAAAAAAUCUAAAAGUCGGAAACGGAAAAGGAGAUUUUCGAGGAUGGGAACAACGAGGAGACGCAAGAGGAGACUUACCAAUUCUAGUUCAGAAGGAAAUGUUGCCUCUGAGACUGAUGAGACAUUUGGAUUCCACUCUGGUUCUGAUUUCACACUUGAAGAGUUUGAGAAAGAAGCUGCUUAUUUCAAAGAGUGCUACUUUGGAACGAAGGAUCUAAUGGAUGAUGGGAAUGAAACCCAAAAAUGGGAGCCUUCUGUCGAGGAUAUUGAAGGUGAAUACUGGCGGAUUGUUGAAAAACCAACUGACGAGGUUAAGGUACUCUAUGGAGCUGAUUUGGAAACAGCAACAUUUGGAAGUGGGUUCCCUAAGGCUUCAGCCUUGAUGACUGAAGGUGAUUCAGAUCAGUAUGUGGUAUCUGGGUGGAAUCUAAACAACUUACCACGUCUGCCAGGUUCUGUGCUGUGUUUUGAAGGAUGUGAUAUCUCAGGAGUUUUAGUUCCAUGGCUGUAUGUUGGAAUGUGUUUCUCAUCAUUUUGUUGGCAUGUUGAGGACCACCACUUAUAUUCGCUAAACUAUUUACAUUGGGGUGAUCCAAAGAUAUGGUACGGAGUACCUGAAAGCCAUGCUUCCAAUUUGGAGGAUGCAAUGAGAAAACAUUUACCUGAUUUGUUUGAAGAACAGCCUGAUCUACUUCAUGGACUGGUAACUCAACUAUCUCCUUCAGUUUUAAAAGCUGAGGGUGUACCAGUUUAUCGGGUGGUCCAACACUCUGGGGAGUUUGUUCUAACCUUUCCUAGAGCAUACCACUCUGGCUUUAAUUGUGGCUUCAACUGUGCAGAGGCAGUGAAUGUAGCCCCUGUUGAUUGGUUAGCACAUGGACAGCAUGCAGUUGAGCUUUACAGUGAGCAACGGCGCAAAACAUCUAUAUCCCAUGACAAGCUACUGAUGGGAGCAGCUCAGGAAGCAAACCGUGCCCUUAGGGAGUUAUUACUUCUUGGAAAGGAAACUUCUGAAAAUUUAAGGUGGAUGAGUGUCUGUGGGAAGGAUGGAGUGCUCACUGCAGCAGUUAAGACAAGGGUAAAGAUGGAGGAGGAAAGAAUAAAGUGCCUUCCGACUAAUUUAAAACUGCAAAAGAUGGAAAAGGACUUUGAUUUGCAAAACGAGAGAGAAUGUUUCUCAUGCUUCUAUGACUUGCAUUUAUCCUCUGCCAGCUGUAAGUGCUCCCCUGAACGAUUUGCAUGCCUUCAACACGCAAGCCAUUUUUGUUCAUGUGAAAUAGACCACAGAUAUGUCCUUCUCCGCUACACUAUGGAUGAAUUGAACACUCUGGUUGAUGGGCUGGAGGGAGAAUCAUAUGGUCUGAAAGACUGCCCUGAUGAACAGGGAUUAGUUUCUCUUGGUGAUAAUGGCACUCGUGUUCCUGAGCUGGAACUUAAGGAAAGUCCACGUUGUUCUAAAAAAACAGAAGAAAAAUUGAGCACCAAUGGCUCUUGCAGUUUUAAUAGCAAUACUUCUUCAGAAGUAAUCCAGUCAGAGAGUUAUCACAACAGCUUUCCAGUAAUGAAAAACAAAGAUAAGGUGAAGCAAGAGGGAUGCAUUGAUUUGAAUAUUGAUGUUAUGCUUAUUGAUCAGGAAAGUAAGCAUCUGCUUGAAUCUGAUGGCUGUGAUAACAAAGCAAUCUCAUAUGUGAAGGAGACACAUGGUUCACCAUGUAUGCAAGAGACGCCUGGCAGUUCAGAUGUGGCAAAAGAACAAGACAGGGAACAAGCUGUUGGAGAUUGUGAAGCUAAGUUACAGGAAUUGUCAAAUAAAAAUGACCCUUCUUAUCCAAUGUUUACUCAGGAUACUUGUGCAUCUCGUAAUAAGUUGUUUGGGGUUGAUCUUUCACGUUCACAUUCAGUGAGGCCAGCAAAGAGCUUCAAAACUGAAAUGAAUAAGGGUGGCUUAGAUGUAAGACCUGCAACUAAUGGCAGUUCAGAUGCGGCAAAAGAACAAGACAGGGAGCAAGCUGUUGGAGAUUGUGAAGCUAAGUUACAGGAAUUGUCAAAUAAAAAUAACCCUUCUUAUCCAAUGUUUACUCAGGAUACUUUUGCAUCUCGUAAUAAGUUGUUUGGGGUUGAUCUUUCACGUUCACAUUCAGUGAGGCCAGCAAAGAGCUUCAAAACUGAAAUGAGUAAGGGUGGCUUAGAUGUAAGACCUGCAACUAACCAAAGCAUUCCAGUAAAGAAAUUGAAUCCUUGUGUAGAACCAAUAAAUGUAGGAUCCGUCAUGUUUGGAAAGCUUUGGUGCUGUAAGCAGGCCAUUUUCCCUAAAGGAUUUAAAAGCCGGGUUAAGUUCUUUAAUGUGCAUGAUCCCAUAAAAAAAUGUUCCUAUAUUUCAGAAGUACGGGAUGCUGGGCCUCUUGGGCCUCUUUUCAAGGUAUCUUUAGAAAAAUUCCCUGGUGAGACAUUAGCAACAGAUGUUUCAAUUCAGAAGUGCUGGGAGAUGGUGGUGCAAAGACUAAAUGAUGAAAUUGGAAGACGAAACAGCCUAGGAGAAAGAAACCUUCCCCCUUCGCAGAGUAUUAAUGGGAUUGAAAUGUUUGGAUUCCUCUCCCCACCAAUUGUUCAGGCUAUCGAGGCUCUUGACCCUGAUCAUCGUUGCGUGGAAUACUGGAAUCACAGGCUUGUUAAUUUGAGGAAUACAAGGGAAGCCAAGCAGCCCCCGUUUGGAUCAAGUUGCUGUCUCACAAAAAUGAAGGAAAAAAUUGACAUUAACCUUUUGACACAGGAACCUGGUAGCUUAUUCAUAGGAGGUCAUCGCUCAGUUGACGAAGAUGUGCAGCACGUGCUGCGAGGCUUAUUCAAGAAAGCUAGUCAGGAAGAGUUGAAAACAAUGCACAGAAUACUCCACAGUGACGCACAAAGUGCUGAGCGAAGAGAAGCUUUCACAACACUGAUGGAGGAGAUUCAGAAAACAAGUAGAUAAAUAAAAAGAAUAUGUUUAGGUUCCAUCAUUCUUUCUCAUUGAGAGUAGCUUACUUUCUCAUAAUUCAGGCCCAAUUUUUUCAAAAGUUCAUAAAAGGGAAAGAGUUCCCAGGCACGAGUCACGCUCAAAUAUUUUGCAGCGUGCCUGCUCGUAAUGUAGAUACAGUAUCUUGAUUGCUGAUGCCAACUGACCACAAGGGUGAUUUUGUACAUUAGGAACCCUUGUUCCCACCAUGUUCCUUUCUAAAUUUCAUUGAGUUCUAACUUGGUUUCCUUUC